GUUCAAAAUCUAUACUGCUCCUGGGAAGAUUCAGGAUCCUGAUCCGAGGGAGGGGGCUGCUCCCGCUAUUCCUCAUCUGUGCAGCCCUCCUCAGCACGGUCCCUGACACCUAAUAUCUUAUGUUUCCCAGCAGUGGGGGAUAAAUAGUGAAGGAAAGGAGAUUUAAGUGUCUGUUAUCUGCCGGGAGUUCCAAUUGCAAGUUGUCAAAGGUGUGUCCUAGCUGCAACAUGACAUCACACUGGCUGUGUCCUGAUGAUCUGCCAGCCGUGCAUUGUCCUGUGUCAUGACAUCAUGGCUUUGAUGUCCUAGAGGUUCAGAUAGCAACAAUCUGAUGAGUGGUUCAAAGAAUGCUGGCCAAGAAAAAAAAGCCAGUGAACACUUCCUCACUCAGAGUGGGGGCUUCUCGCGGCGGCAUCUUCUCACGGCAUAGGUCAUUACGUCCAGGGGACUUUCAAUCUCCCCUGAUCCGAUAUUUUAACAUCAAGUUGCAUCUGGUGGAGGCUGAUGAGGUCUAUACGGUGCCCGAGUGUCACCGCGACUUAACCAUAAGAAAUCUGAAGAACCGUCUGGAGCUCUUAGUUGGGAUCCCUGUGAAUUUCCAGCGCCUCCACUACCUGGAUAGAGUGGAUCUCAGUGACCACUCUAUGUUCAAGCAUAAUGACAUUAUUCCUGGAGGAACCAUCAGCAUGAGAAUUUGGCCAGAAGACUCCUGGGGGCAAUUGGUGACUGCAGCUGUGACAGGAAACAACAAAAAGAUUGUUGUUGCAGGAGGUGCAAUGUCUUCCACAUUUUCCACAGCCUAUUCCACAUCCCUGGGACCAGCGGAGAGGAGCGAAUGGUUAGCACACCGAACCUUUGUGGCUUUAUUUAUCAAUGCGCGCAGGGGUCGUUUGGAUGCAGUGGAUUUCCUGAUUCAAAAUGGUGCUGAUUUGGCAUAUAAAACGCCGCUGGGUAGAACAGCCCUCCACGUUGCCGUCACCUCGGGCCACUGCGACUGCAUCGACCUGCUUCUUAGCUACGGGGCCAAGAUUAGUGAUGAAGACAAUGAUGGCCAAAAUGCUGUGAUGCUGGCCCGCCUGUGGGGGCAGAAGGAAUGUGAGCGGAGGCUCUUUCGGUACCAGUGGAAGCUGCGGGCAGGCGCAAGCGCUCAGCUCGCUGCUAUCAAGGUCAAAUCGGUGGAUAGAGUGGAACCUUGAUUCCGAGUCUAAGAUCCAGUGGAGGGGCUUUGAUCCCUUGCUGAGAAGCACCUGGUCUGAGCAUCACCGAAUGUUUAUCUGGGAAGAAGUGCAGCAUGGACUCUAAAUUGUUCAGUUUAGGUUUUGUUUGUUUGUUUGUGUAAGUGAUGGUUGCCUCUGUAAGUCAACACCUCCCUUCUCAAACACACAAUUAACGGAUGACACUUCCAUCCCCGUGUGUGUUUGUGUCUGUUUAAUGCAGGUUUAUAAACUGCUUCACCACCCAACGUUACCAAAGUGCUGUACAGUAGAAUGAAUUAUAAAGUUAAGAGCAAUAAAAUGAUGUAUAGAAUUGUGCAA
Messenger RNA from Podarcis raffonei (Aeolian wall lizard), 1535 nucleotides. It is a transcript of the gene ANKRD60, whose product is annotated as ankyrin repeat domain 60. Bases 348 to 1196 code for a protein of 282 amino acids. Gene Ontology annotation, molecular function: protein binding. NCBI's taxonomy places the organism in Eukaryota, Metazoa, Chordata, Lepidosauria, Squamata, Lacertidae. The record is from RefSeq and is a predicted model, not a curated record. The transcript has 4 exons.